Nanorana parkeri is the source of this 1034-nucleotide messenger RNA. RefSeq names its product ankyrin repeat domain 29 (gene ANKRD29). The transcript is spliced from 10 exons. NCBI's taxonomy places the organism in Eukaryota, Metazoa, Chordata, Amphibia, Anura, Dicroglossidae. Gene Ontology annotation, molecular function: protein binding. Bases 57 to 965 code for a protein of 302 amino acids. The record is from RefSeq and is a predicted model, not a curated record.
CUGAGACAUAAUAGAGAUACCUCCUUGGAUUGUAAGGAGCCUGUGCUGCUGCUGAGAUGUGCAUGAUGUCUUUUAAGAAGGAAACGCCUCUUGCCAAUGCUGCUUUCUGGGCUGCUCGAAAAGGAAACCUGGCACUUCUCCAGCUGUUGUUAAACAGCGGGCGAGUCGAUGUGGACUGCAGAGACAGUACUGGAACUACAGCAUUAAUGGUGGCAGCCUACGGAGGACAUACAGAGUGUGUGCGGGAGCUGGUAUUACAUGGAGCUGACAUAAAUCUACAGAGAGAGAGUGGUGCUACUGCCCUGUUUUUUGCUGCUCAACAAGGUCACGAUGAUAUAGUGAAAUUCCUUUUUGAAUUUGGAGCAUCUACAGAAUUUUUUACAAGAGAUGGAGGAACGGCAUUGCUGGCUGCCUGCCAACAUGGACACACCAAAGUGGUUGAGACCCUUCUGAAGAAUGGAUCCAAUAUUCAUGACCAGCUUUGUGACGGGGCAACUUCACUGUUCCUGGCUGCACAGGGAGGGUAUGUGGAUGUCAUUCGAUUAUUGCUUACAUAUGGGGCAAAGGCGAACCAGCCACGCCAGGAUGGAACCACUGCUCUCUGGAUAGCAGCACAGCUGGGGUUCAGUGACGUGGUCAGGGUGCUUCUUCUAAGAGGAGCUGACCGAGAUGUUUCACGUAUUGAUGGCACCUCUGCUUUGUUUAAAGCUGCCGCUAAGGGUUUCAGUGAUGUUAUAGAAGAAUUGCUGAAGUUUUCUCCCAUACUUGGUGUUCUGAAGAAUGGGUCCACAGCUCUUCAUGCUGCAGUACUCGGUGGGAACAUCAAGUCAGUGGCCCUUCUCCUAGAAGCAGGAGCCAGUCCUGCAAUUAGAAAUAAGGCCAAUGAAUUACCAGCAGACCUCACAAAAAAUGAACGUAUAAUACGUCUCUUGAAGACAUCAGAAACAAAGUGCAUUCGACCUUGAUUUGUCACUUAUUUAGAUUUAUUUAAUCUCAGAAGUGUUUUGCCCUGUUAUAUUGCUGCAAGUCUAAUU